AUGGCACGUCCUGUUCUUGGUUCGGCUCUGCUCGUCCUGUUCUCCAUCUCUGCUGCGUUCUCCCUCGUCAGCGGCGACGGCUGGCCCCGAGUAUGCAUCAUCGGAGCCGGCAUCGCCGGUUCUUCCCUGUCUCACUUCCUCAAGGACUACAGCGGCGGCGCCGUCGACGAUAUCGUCAUCCUGGAGAGGAACGGAGUAGUCGGCGGGCGGAUGGCGACGACGACCCUCGCCGGAGAUACCUUCGAGGCCGGCGCUACCAUCCUCCAUCCCAAGAACCUCCACGCCCUCAAUUUCACCUCCUUCCUCGGCCUCAAGCCCAGCGCUAAGUCCGCCGCCGCCGCUGCUGCGAGCUCCAACGGCUCCUCUGCGUCUUCCUCAUGGCUGGGGAUUUGGGACGGCUCUCGCUUCGUCUUCCAGACUCUCCCGCCACCGCCGGAUUCGAGCUCCGCCUUGUACAAGAAGAUUCAUUCCAUCCUCAACUCUUUCCUCCUCUUCCGCAGAUACGGUCUCUCCCUCCUCCGGAUGCAGAGCUUUGUCACGGUAUUCUCCGCCGAUAUCCUCGUCCGUUCGGUCAGAUUUUCCCUCUUCCGUGUCCUCACUUUUUCCUCUGGCAGAGAACCGUCGGGAAGUUCAUGAUAUACUACAAGGACUUGGCUUCUCGGCCCGUCUUCGAAUCGGCGGAGGAGAUGCUCAGGUGGGCAGGCUUGGAUGGGCUCACCCGUAGAACUCUGCAGGAGGCGCUGGCCGAGGCGGGGCUGUCGCCGCUUCUGAUCUCGGAGCUCGUCACGGUAAGCAUAGGAAGAACUAGCAGGGGGCGGAAAAAAGGAGAAGGAGUCACACUGUUCAAGAACAGUCUGAUCACAAACUUAUUUGUGGGGUAAUUUUCUCGGCCUGUUUAGAGAGGGAGCAGGUGAUCAAUGACUAAUCAAGAAGAUAAAGUGGGUGCUCUUUAUUCUUCACAGCUUUCCUCUAAUCAAAAUAAAUAUUGACCCCUCGGCAUCCCUGAUAACCUCUACUGUUCAAGAACACAGUCUUUCCUCAAGAAACAGUGUGAUCAUAAAACUUUAUUUGUGUAAUCUUUUCGGUCUGGUUAGAGGGGGAUCAGGUGAUCAAUGACUGGCCAAGAAGAUCAAGUGGGUGUUUUUCAUUCUUCACAGCUUUCUUCUAACGAAAGCAUUGAUUGAUCGCCGGUGUAUAUACUCUUGUAUAUUUUCUUGCAUAAAAUACGAGAAAAUAUACGUAUUUUAUUGUAUAUUCCGUCGGUGUUAUGUUCUUCAUUUCUCAAUUUGUUUUCAUUGUUUCCAGGGAAAAUUCAAGAAAAUUUGCUCACCAGGAUAGUUUUCCACUUCCAAAAUCUUGUUUCAGAAUGUGAAAACUUCAGAUUGCAAUCAGCCUUCUGCAUUUAUUUUCUACUGCUUGUAAAAAUACUAAUUUUAUAUGCAACAUAUAUCUGAAUCUACUCAAGUAUUCAUGUUCUUCGUCUAUAUGAUUUUGUUUUCAUAUUUUACGCGCCAUAUAAAAUGGAGACUUUGGCAUUAAUGGAUGCUGGAUCACUCACAGGUUAUAACGAGGAUAAAUUACGGCCAAAAUGUUGACAUGAGUGGGCUCGCCGGUGCUGUUGGCCUGGCGGGCUCAGAGUCGGGGCUGUGGUCAGUGCAGGGUGGCAACUGGCAGAUGGCCUCUGGGUUGAUCAAGCACUCGAAUGCGACAUUGAAUCUCCACGAGGAGAUCACCUCCAUCUCCUACAAGGAAGGGCAAUAUGAACUCCGGUCAAAGAGAGGAAAUCAAUACCUCUGUGGAGUUGCAGUGAUCGCCACACCGCUGGACGAGCUCAACAUCUCCUUUUCUCCUCCGAUUUCAGUCCCAAGCAGGAGCCUGCAGCAUACACACACCACCUUUGUUAGGGGCCUCCUAAACCCUGUAAGUAUACAGCCGACCUGGCCUGACCCAGGUCAUCAAUGGCCGAAACCAGUUGGAUUUCUGGCUACUAGGUGGCGGCGGCCAUAUCUCUCCCAUGUAAAUUUAUAUAAGCUUACUGGUUAUUAAUUUGCUGCUCUUGUUCAAGGGAUACUUUGGUCUGAAUUCUGAGUCGGAGAUCCCCAACCUGGUGGGCACCAUGGAGGUUCCUGAGGUCCCAUUCUCUAGUAUUGCUGUCCAGAGGAAGUACGGUGAAAAGGACAAGGCGUACAAGGUCUUCUCUCGUUCGAAGAUGGAGGACGUCCUACUGGAUCAGAUAUUCGGGUAAAUCAAAUUAGAAGACUAAGCUAAAUCAUGUGGUUAAAAUCUUCUGAAGCAUGUGUAGAAGACUCUGCUGAAUUACUUACCAUUUGAUUUGGGCAGAGUGCGAACAGAGACGGUUCGGAUUGAUUGGCCAGCUUAUCCCCAUUACAGUGCUCCAGAGGCCUUUGCUCCGUAUAUACUGGAUGGGCUGCAUCUGUACUACAUAAACUCCUUUGAGAGUGCAGCGAGCACCAUGGAGACCAGUGCUGUCUCCGCAGAGAACAUUGCCAGGCUCAUCCUAUCGCGGAUCUCAGAGGACGCUCCUGCUACCGCAUGCAGAGAGAGAAUUUUUCCGAGAGAGAGCCACCUGCAUGUAGAUCUCUAA
Spirodela intermedia is the source of this 2605-nucleotide messenger RNA. The record is from the annotation of a GenBank genome assembly. Lineage: Eukaryota; Viridiplantae; Streptophyta; Magnoliopsida; Alismatales; Araceae.